Molecule: messenger RNA, 843 nt
Organism: Epinephelus fuscoguttatus (brown-marbled grouper)
Lineage: Eukaryota; Metazoa; Chordata; Actinopteri; Perciformes; Serranidae
Product: myeloid-associated differentiation marker-like protein 2
Exons: 1
Coding region: 1-843 (280 amino acids)
Cellular component (GO): membrane
Source: RefSeq, a predicted model, not a curated record
AUGUGUGGCCCAUUCAAGGGCUGUCAGGGCAUUCUGCGCCUCCUGGAAAUCAUCUUCAGUGCCUUAACCUUCAUCAUCGUCAUCUCCAGAGGAAGGAUGGUGAGUCCGUGGGGUGUCUGGUGUGAAUUUGUCUGGGUUUUCUGCAUCGCUGUGCCCCUGGUCCUAAGCGUGGUGGAAUCUAAAAUGUGGCACAUCCUCCUGGCUGUCUUCCUCCCAAACUGGGCCGACCUGACGUGCGGGCUGACCGCUCUGUGUACUCUGAUGAUCACCUCCGCCACGGUCAUCUUCGCAGCUGUUUUUGUUUGCCUCACCUGCGUCGUCAACAUCCUGUGUUUCAUCUCCUCUCUUAUCGCCACUGUUUUCUUCCUGAUUGACGGUGCAAUGCAAAAAAAGUUGUUGCCGAGCGGCUACCUGUCCAGCCUGAGAGGAAGUCUCCGCACCACAGAGGCCUUUAUAGCGUGCAUCAUCCUCACUGCCGCCACUGACCACUUUGUGAAUGGUGAAUGGUCUUUUCGCCCACCUGGGAUGAUAAUCAGCAUCGUCGUGUUUGCUGUUUGCCUCCUCGUCACUGUGGUCAUCAUAGUCCUUCAUCUGCUCAAGCUGCUGCAGUGUCUGCUCGCAUUCAGGCUGAGUUUGGUGGAGCUUGUGUUUAACGUUGUGGCAGUGCUGUUGUACCUGCUAGCUGUCAUUCUUUGGUCAGUCUUUGGUUACAAACGCUUCAAGUAUAAUCCUUACAUCUGUCAGAAGUGUUCCUAUGUAGACAUGAAUACCGUUAACAUUGGAGCGAUUGUCAAUACUGUCCUUUACAUUGUGGACCUGGUUUUAUCCAUCAAAUCUCGCUAG